UCUUACUAAAAUCACAAUUCAAAUUCAAAUUCAAAUUCAAACGUUCAAAUCAAACCGCCUUACUCUCGUCGUCUCUGCCGUUCAAUUUCUCUGUCAAUCUCUCUCUGAGUGAAGAUUUCAAUGGCUACUGAAACGGAAUCACUUGAAUCUCAUCACGCGGCGAAAGUUUUCACACCGUCUAAAUCACCUGUAAAGCCAAAACUCAACUCGAUCUCGAAAGUCAGAGUGAUCGUAAGGGUUCGCCCAUUUCUGCAGCUCGAAAUCGCAUCUAGAGGUGACAGCGCCACCUCUUGUAUCUCCGUUCUCGAACAGGAGAUUUCUCCUGUCACGGUUCUUCUCAAAGAUCAUGAAACCAUACGAAAUGAGAGCUAUAAAUUGGAUUCAUUCUUUGGAGAAGAAGAUAAUAACCUGAGCCAGAUUUUCUACAGAGAAGUUAGUCCCAUGAUUCCAGAGAUCUUUCUUGGCUGUAAUGCCACUGUCUUUGCUUAUGGGGCUACUGGCAGUGGCAAAACAUAUACAAUGCAGGGAACUGAAGAGAUUACUGGUUUAAUUCCCUUAUCCAUGUCAACAAUUUUGUCCAUGUGCCAAAGCACUGGAAGCACUGCAGAGAUUUCAUACUAUGAAAUCUAUUUGGACAGAUGUUAUGAUCUUCUAGGAAUUAAAGACAAAGAAAUCACAAUCUUAGAAGACAAAGAUGGACAGAUACAUAUCAAGGGACUUUCGCGCUCCUCUGUUAAAUCCAUGUCUGAAUUUCAUGAGAUUUUCUCCAGUGGAAAUCAAAGGCGAAAGGUUGCACACACGUGUUUGAACGACGUUUCAAGCAGGAGCCAUGCUGUGCUAGUAAUUUACAUUUGCAAUGCCAAUACUUGUGUUGACGAUUCUCACAAUGUCGUUACUGGCAAGUUGAACCUUAUUGAUUUAGCAGGAAAUGAAGAUAACAGAAAGAUAUUCAAUGAAGGGAUUCGGCUCCAAGAAAGCUCCAAAAUAAACCAGUCCUUAUUUGCAUUGUCAAAUGUCAUUUAUGCACUGAAUAACAACAAAUCUAGAGUACCUUAUCGAGAUAGCAAACUAACUCGAAUACUUCAAGAUUCUUUAGGAGGAAAUAGUCACGCCCUCAUGGUUGCUUGCUUGAAUCCAGGAAACUACCAAGAAUCUGUUCACACAGUCAGCUUGGCAGCUAGAUCACGCCAUAUCUCUAAUACUAUUUCUUCGGCUCAAAGAAAUGAGACCCCGGAGGUUAAAGUUGACAUGGAAACAAAACUCCAUGCUUGGCUGGAAUCGAAAGGUAAAGCAAAGAAUGCAAGACCAUUCGAAUCACCUUCUUGUAACAAAACUCCAAAGGCUAUGAACUCGAUGAAGCUGCCUAUUGCAAAUAGGAGCUCUACAAAGCAAACAGCUAGCAACAAAUCAUGUUUCUCUAUUCAUGAUACAAAAAAAAGGUUUCAACAUGUUCCUAACAGAAAACUUUUCAAUAAUGAAGUUUCUAGUGGUAUUGAUUGCACAAUUGAGCAUUUACAGCAUGUGGAAGAAGAUAUUCAUGAGAUCAGGAAACCUGCCGAGCAUGCAUCAGGAUCAGUGAACAAUACAGAGAAGAUGAUUAUAACUAAUUUAGGGGACGAGUCUUCAUCAAUUUGCGAGAAUAUACAAGGACUUCAAUCCUCCCUAAGAAAAGUGCUCACUCCGAUUAAUUCAAACAUAAACGCAGAACAGAUUCCCCGAGGGGACCGCGUAUGUGUGGUGCUUUUUGAUCCGAAAACACCCAAAACUUCACAUUCUGUUGUGCAUUGGGCUGAUGAGAGCUCUGAGAUUGUCGGCACUCCACUUGAUAAGUUUAAUUCUCAAAGCUCUAAUUUAAAGACUUCUCUUAUCCAAGAAUAUGUCAAUUUUCUGAAUAAAGCAAGCAGAGAGGAACUUAUAGAAUUGAAGGGAAUUGGACAGAAGAUGGCUGAUUACAUACUCGAGAUUAGAGAAGAAAGUCCUCUAAAAUCACUAAAUGAUUUAGAAAAGAUAGGUCUCUCAUCCAAACAGGUGCAGAAUAUGUUCAACAGAACCGCGAAAGGAAUAUUCAAUUGACUUCGAAAGCAACUUCUAGUUGCUUCACCAGUCUUUGUGUGUGUUUUCGAUUGCGUGCUUUGUGUGUGUUUUCGAUUGUGUGCUUUGUGUGUGUUUUCUAGUGUGUUUAGUGUAUCAAAUUAUGUCAAUUUGCUAUGAACAAUGCAUAUUGUUAACUCUUCUCAUUAUUGUAGCUGCUACAGAUA
Messenger RNA from Impatiens glandulifera, 2258 nucleotides. Its product is annotated as kinesin-like protein KIN-10B. The record is from RefSeq and is a predicted model, not a curated record. Lineage: Eukaryota; Viridiplantae; Streptophyta; Magnoliopsida; Ericales; Balsaminaceae. Gene Ontology annotation, molecular function: microtubule binding; microtubule motor activity; ATP binding. Bases 121 to 2073 code for a protein of 650 amino acids. The transcript has 13 exons. Gene Ontology annotation, biological process: mitotic spindle organization; microtubule-based movement.